This is a messenger RNA of Cuculus canorus (common cuckoo), 1869 nucleotides long. It is a transcript of the gene GCDH, whose product is annotated as glutaryl-CoA dehydrogenase. The transcript has 11 exons. Gene Ontology annotation, cellular component: mitochondrial inner membrane. Gene Ontology annotation, molecular function: fatty-acyl-CoA binding; glutaryl-CoA dehydrogenase activity; flavin adenine dinucleotide binding. The record is from RefSeq and is a predicted model, not a curated record. Lineage: Eukaryota; Metazoa; Chordata; Aves; Cuculiformes; Cuculidae. Bases 65 to 1336 code for a protein of 423 amino acids. Gene Ontology annotation, biological process: fatty-acyl-CoA biosynthetic process; fatty acid beta-oxidation using acyl-CoA dehydrogenase.
CCCGCCCCUCCACACCCCCGUGACGUCACGGCCGGGGGCGCCGCCGCCAAACGUGAACGGCCCCAUGGCGCUGCGCCUCGCUGCCCGGCUGCUGCGGCCCCUGCGGCGGGGGGUGCGCUGGGGGGGCACCAAACCCCCCCCCCAAAAUGCCCCAUUUGACUGGAGGGACCCACUGCUGCUGGAGCCGCUGUUGGAGCCCGAGGAGCGCCUCCUGCGAGAUUCCGUCCGGGAUUUUGCCCGCGAGCGGCUGCUCCCCCGCGUGAUUCACGCCCACCGACAUGAGGAGUUUGACCGCGAGAUCAUCACUGAGAUGGGGGCCCUGGGGCUGCUGGGCCCCACCAUCAAAGGCUAUGGCUGCGCGGGCGCCUCGUGGGUGGGUUACGGGCUGGUGGCGCGGGAGUUGGAGCGAGUGGACAGCAGUUACCGCUCGGCGCUGAGCGUCCAAUCGUCGCUCGUGAUGCACCCGGUCCUGACCUAUGGCAGCGCCGAGCAGCGGGAGCGCCUCCUGCCGCGCCUGGCACGGGGGGAGCUGUUGGGCUGUUUCGGGCUGACGGAACCGAACCACGGGAGCGACCCGGGACGCAUGGAGACGCGGGCGCGCAGGAACCGGGGCGGCACCUACACCCUGCGCGGCACCAAGAGCUGGAUCACACACGCGCCGGUGGCCGACCUGUUUGUGGUGUGGGCCGUGUGCGAGGAGGACGGGCGAGUGCGGGGGUUCCUGCUGGAACGUGGGACCCCCGGGCUCAGCACCCCCAAAAUCGAGGGUAAAUUCUCAUUGCGCGCAUCCCCCACCGGAAUGAUUGUCUUGGAAGACGCGAAGGUGCCUGAGGAGAACGUCCUGCCUGGCGUCGACGGGCUGGCGGGCCCGUUCGGGUGUUUGACCCACGCGCGCUACGGCAUCUCUUGGGGGGCACUGGGCGCCGCCGAAGCCUGUCUGGACGCCGCACGGCAGUACACGCUGGACAGGUUGCAGUUUGGGGGUCCCCUGGCGCGGAACCAGCUGGUGCAGCGGAAGUUGGCGGAUAUGAUGACAGAGAUCGCGCUGGGGCUGCACGCCUGCCUGCGCCUCGGCCGCCUCAAGGAACAGGGCUGGGCUCCCGCCGAGGCGGUGUCGCUGCUGAAGCGGAACUCCUGCGGGAAGGCGUUGGCCAUCGCGAGGGAGGCGCGGGACAUGUUGGGCGCCAACGGCAUCUGCGACGAGUUCCACGUCAUCCGGCACAUGCUCAACCUCGAGGCCGUCAACACCUACGAGGGCACCCACGACAUCCACGCGCUCAUCCUGGGCCGCGCCAUCACCGGCAUCCAGGCCUUCGCGCCACCACGGCGGGACUAGGGCAGGGACGGCACCGCGCCGGCGGCACAGCUGGACGUGAUGACUGGUGUCACCCAUGGGGACACGGCCGAUCCUCGCACCGAGGGACCCAAGGAGACGGUGCUGAUACCGGAACUGUCACCAACCAGACCCGACGUCUCCAACCGGAGCCACCAGCACCAACUGUACCCGGCGUCACCAACCAGACCCAGUGUCACCAACUGGAUCCAGAACCACCGACGAGACCCAGUGCCUCCAACUGGAUUUGGUGUCACCAACGAGACCCAGUGCCUUCAACUGGAUCCGGUGUCACCAACUGGACCCAGAAUCACCAACGAGACCCAGUGCCUCCAACUGGAUCCAGAAUCACCAACCGGACUCGGUGUCACCAUCUGGACACGGUGCGACCAACCAGAUCCAGAGUCACCAAUCAGACCUGGUGUCACCAGUGGGGAAUUGGUGUCACCAACUUGUCCCGAUGGCUCCGAUUGGACCAUCUGGACCCGGUUGCGCUGGCGCCCGGUGCCUUUUUCCGCCCUUACCAAUAAACGCCA